ACCUCUAAACUAGUGGGCUGUUCACUGGCAGCAGUAUCUCUCUACGACUUUCUCUCUCUAAAACAGCACUGAAGAACUGGGCGCCAUCAUUCAUGAGAACAUUACAAAGCUUCAUGCACACAAUCCUCGAAAUCAAACCCUCUUCUCACAGUUCGCCAUCAUCAACACCAUUCCCAUUCGGCCCCUUCAACUCCACAACACAACGAAGAUGGAAGAAAAAACCAUCUGACACAGCACAGACCCGCCUAGAGAGCCGAACCAGAGACCUCAAGCUCGACAAACUCACAACCCACCUCCACAAACUCACCCUCGUCCUCACCCUUCACCGCCUCAUCUCCGCGCGAAAGCGCGGCCCUUUCGUCUCCGUUCAAUUCAUGUCUCGCUGGAAAAACAUCGUCGGACUCAACAUCCCCGUUGGAACUUUCCUCCGAAAAUACCCCCACGUUUUCGAGGUAUUCACUCAUCCCAUUAAGCGAAACGUUUGUUGUAAAAUUAGGAAGAAAAUGAGUGAUUUGAUUCAAGAAGAAGAGGGUUUUAUUAGGGUUUCGGAAUCGGAGAAUGUUGGCCGAAUUAAAAGGCUUUUGAUGAUGUCCGUAAAUGGUACACUUCACAUUCAUGCUUUGAGAUUGAUUAGGAGAGAAUUGGGAUUGCCCCAAGAUUUUCGAGAAUCGAUAAUUGGAAAGUAUACAAAUGAGUUUAGGUUGGUUGAUUUGGAGAUUGUGGGUUUGGUUGAUAGAGAUAGAGAAUUGGGUUUUGUUGGGGAGGUUGAAAAGUGGAGAGAAAAAGAGUUUAGAGAGAAGUGGUUGAGUGAAUUUGAAACAAAGUAUGCGUUUCCUAUUAAUUUCCCGAUUGGGUUUAAGAUCGAGGCAGGAUUUAGAGAGAAAUUGAGGAAUUGGCAAAGACUUCCUUAUGUGAAGCCUUAUGAGAGAAAAGAGGGGUUUAAGGUUCGUACUUGCGGAGGGAUUGAGCGGUUUGAGAAGCGAGCUGUUGGGAUUCUUCAUGAGCUUUUGUGGUUGACUGUGGAGAAAAAGGUUAAAGUUGAACGGUUGGUGCACUUUCGAAAGGAUUUGGGUAUAGAAGUUAACUUGCGAGAGCUUAUUUUGAAGCACCCGGGCAUUUUCUAUAUAUCUACCAAAGGGAAUGCCCAAACAGUUUUUUUAAGAGAGGCAUAUGGUAAAGGGUGUUUGAUGGAGCCAAACCAAAUUUCUGUUGUUCGGAGGAAAAUGUUGGACCUUAUUUUGCUGGGACGUCGGAAUACUAUUGCAUUGAGAACUCAAAAUGAAACCAGGGAUGAGAAUAAUACUGUAGUAUGCAAUGAGAUUGAAGGGGGGACAACAAAUGGUGACUGGGUUAUUCCAUUCCUAGACGGUUUUAAUGAUAAAAAAACCGAUGAUGAGCUCAGUGAGAUUGGUGGUUUAUCUAAGGAAGAGCUCAAUGGGCUCUCUUGAAAUCAGUCCAAAGUUUCAGGUGAUGGAGAGGCUGCAUCACCCAUUUCAGAAUGUAGCUCUUUUGUCUAAUUAGACUCUCUAUGGUCUGAUUGUUGCUUGUUGUGUGCUUCAACACCAAGAAGAUUGCUUCCUGCAGUUAACUUCUCAAGAAAAAUCUCACUUGGAGCAGGCUUUAAUUCGAAUCCCUUACCCUUUUUUGGGUUUAUUAUCUUUGUAAUUUGCAGGUUUGUUACUCAAAACAUCUGCAAUGGGAACUCCUUAUGUAUUUCUUCAUGAAAUCUCUGAUUGCACCAUCAAAUGGACUAUUAAAGUUGGAAUUGUCUCGAGACUUAGAGAACCCAAUCUUGACAAGUUGGGGUGGAUUCGUCUAAAAUGAGUGUGGACUGCUAUAGAAUUGAAGCCAGUUAUUGUUGCUACAAAUUUGCAAGUAACAGGCGUAUAUGGUAAAAUUAUUAUUAUAAUUCAUUCGUGGCAGGCAGAGCAUUUAUCAGAGUGAUAUUUUGUGAUCUAUUUAUUACCUUUUAAAGGGGGAAAAAAAGAAAAAUCUUUCCUCAAGUCCGUCAACUGAGAUAUCAAAAUCAAUUGAACAAAUUCACCCAAACUAUCAAUUGAACAAGACAUACUAGAGGCCAAAGAAUUGCAAUCUUAGUAUGUAUAUUUGCAUUUGUAGAAGUAUUCCAUAUGUUCAGUUAUACUAACAAAUGUAAUUUGAUUUUUUUUGUCCCUAGGAAAUUGAAUAGGUGAUCCAAUUUUGAAUGAUAUAUUGACAAAGCCUAGAGCUUUGCCUAGAAUGGAACUCAGCACCAUUGAGGAGAUUAAUGAAACCUCUUACAUGCAAUGUUAUCUGGGAAUGAAGCAGAAAAAGUUUCUCGGCGACGCAAGAGAGCUCAUGAAUUUUACCAUAGAGGUAUAUUUGAUACUCCAAUCAUGGGGUUUGUUGCUACAAAUAAACUGCAUCAUGCAUGUAUUUUCCUUCUUCCUCGUACAACAAUUUGUCCAGAAUUUUCACCAGCAAUUUAAUCCUUAACAUCUUGGUAGAGGUCUUUCAAGAACUCAAGGCCCUCAAUCUCAUGUGCCAAUGUUACCAACAGGUUAGCCUGGCUACUUAAUGGAGUUGCACCUUGAGGCCCGAUGGUCCGUUGUAGUACUCUACUUUUUGUUGGAUUACACUUCUCGCUGAAAAUAGCAAUUGAUUUCUGCUCUUGGGAUAGAACAGCCCUAUAUCCACACUGCCAGCAUCACACUACACCUCUAAAAUCUUUUUGAAACUCGUCAGAAUCAACACUGGCAUUGUGCACAACUUUUCCUUAAUCAAACUGAAGCUCUUCUCUGCAUCUUCACCCCACACAAACUUAUCUUUUUAUUGCCGCGAUAAUAUUGCCGAAAUUCCGAAUGAAAUAUCUUUAAAAUAUAGUCAAACUAUGGUAGUUCUGAACAUCACUAAAUGUCUUAGGUGUUGGCUAUUCUUGGAUAUCUUGAACCUUCUUUUUAUCUACGUCAAUUCCCUUUGAACGGAUCACAUAUCCCAAGAAACACAAACUGUUUGUCAAGAAACUGCACUUCCGGGGGUUGACAUACAGUUCGUUUCUUGUAGGAUUGUCAAAAUCGCUCGUUAAGUGUUCUACAUGAUCCCUACCAAUUUACUGUAGAUUAAAAUGUCGUAAGAAUAAAACUACUACAAAUUUUCUAGCGAAGGGCCUUAAUUCCCAAUGUAUGACUUGUAUGAAAGUGUCUCGAGCAUUGGAAAGGCUGAAUGGCAUGACCAGCCACUUGAAUAGGUCAUCCUUAGUGUUGAAUGCUAUUUUUUUUAAUUCAUCUUCAGGUUGGAUAUGAAUCUGAUGGUAUCCACGAUGUAGAUCAAUCUUUGAGAACCACUUCGAUUCUUCCAGUAUGUCCAACAUGGCAUCGAGGCAAGGAAUAGGGAGUAUGUACUUGACAAUGAUCUUGUCGAUGGUUAGACUGCCUUUGUCUUUCUUUGGAGUCAAUAAGGCAGGAACUAUGUUACCUGGAAUGGGAACAGGAAAAGGAAUGGGAACGUGAUAUGCCACAUGCUCUAAAGUGUGGUACAAUAGGGGUAAACUUGUAUAUAUUACAUUUAAGAAUUUGAGGUAUUUUUAGAGUAACUUUCUUGCGACUAUUUGACAUCUAAUAAAACGUAUUAUUACUUUUUUUUAUUUUUUAUUUUUGAUGCUUUUGUCUUGUCAAAACAUAACUCACCUUGGAUUUUAAUUCAUUAUAUUUGAUUUUUUUUCCUCCUAAGAUAAUAUUUAAGGAAAUAUAUUGAAAAAACUUUUGAGAUUGCUUCGGAUCACUAAAUUUACUGUUUUAGAACAGAAGUAUACCAUGUUUUGAAACAUGCAUACAAUACGUAAGUCGCUUGGUGAUUAGCAUUUUCGAGUAACACAGGGCAGGAACAACACAUGGACUCGAGCUUUCGUGAAUUAGUCCUUUUUGAAACGACUCUUCAACUUUCCCCCUCAGAAUCUCUCUUUCGGACUCAUCCGUAGUGUGACAUGUUUGGCAAGCUUGCUCCAUUCUCAAAAUCAAUAUGAUGCUGAUGUCACUUAUUGGUGACAUUUGAUUCAGCAGAAACUCCUUGAAUUCCUCAAGAAGUGGUUUUAUUCUCUCAUGGACUGGCACAACUACUUUCUCCUUGUCCUCAACUACAGUAAUGGGGUUUUCACCACAAUAAUAUGACUGCUGCUCACCCACUAGAAUAAUAAGAUUUCAAUACUUCAAUUCUUACCCCUCUUUAUAAUGAAUUUUUCUUAUAUUACAUAUCCUUGUCAAAGCUCUGCCCAUACCUUGUGUUCUUUCCAAGUCAAUUAUCUACUGCGCUUGUUAGCUCACCCCUUCUUUUUCAGGACAUGAACAAGAUGACUGCGUUGAUUAUGUUAAAAAUUUCAAGAAGUCGCUUCUGCAUAAUAUUUUUUUUAUAUAUAUCUUUUGUUAUAAUAUGCUUUGGAGAACUCUUGUCGUGUUAAGUAUUUUAGUUUUAUUGUGUUGUAAUGGGUUGAGGAGGACAUGGAAUUGAGACUCGCCUCAGUGAGGUUUCCGUCGUAAUUUUCUACCUUGGACUUGUAGCCGAUAUAGGCAGUCCUGGACUUUCAUUUCUCGACGUUAUGUACUUGCAAAUUUUAUUUAUUUGUGAGGCUUGUGUUUUAAGUCACAAGACAAUUGUAUUUUUUUAU
Messenger RNA from Camellia sinensis, 4639 nucleotides. The record is from RefSeq and is a predicted model, not a curated record. NCBI's taxonomy places the organism in Eukaryota, Viridiplantae, Streptophyta, Magnoliopsida, Ericales, Theaceae.